Messenger RNA from Myotis davidii, 1409 nucleotides. RefSeq names its product upstream transcription factor 2, c-fos interacting (gene USF2). NCBI's taxonomy places the organism in Eukaryota, Metazoa, Chordata, Mammalia, Chiroptera, Vespertilionidae. Gene Ontology annotation, molecular function: DNA-binding transcription factor activity, RNA polymerase II-specific; protein dimerization activity; RNA polymerase II cis-regulatory region sequence-specific DNA binding. The transcript is spliced from 9 exons. Gene Ontology annotation, biological process: regulation of transcription by RNA polymerase II. The record is from RefSeq and is a predicted model, not a curated record. The annotation marks the transcript as partial.
GCGUUCAGCGACCACAACAUCCAGUACCAGUUCCGCACAGAGAAUAAUGGAGGACAGGUGACAUACCGCGUAGUCCAGGUGACUGAUGGUCAGCUGGAUGGCCAGGGCGUGGGUGUGGAUGGGGCAGCCCAGCGCCCCGGCCCUGCUGCUGCCUCUGUGCCCCCAGGUCCUGCAGCACCCUUCCCACUGGCUGUAAUCCAAAAUCCCUUCAGCAAUGGCGGCAGCCCAGCAGCUGAGGCUGUCAGUGGGGAGGCACGAUUUGCCUAUUUCCCAGCGUCCAGUGUGGGAGAUACCACGGCUGUGUCGGUACAGACCACAGACCAGAGCUUGCAGGCCGGAGGCCAGUUCUAUGGCAUGAUGACGCCCCAGGACGUGCUUCAGACAGGAACGCAAAGGACGAUUGCACCGCGGACCCAUCCCUACUCCCCGAAAAUUGAUGGAACUAGAACACCCCGGGAUGAGAGAAGGAGAGCUCAGCACAAUGAAGUGGAGCGGAGGCGGAGGGACAAGAUCAACAACUGGAUUGUCCAACUUUCAAAAAUCAUUCCAGAUUGUAACACAGACAACAGCAAGACAGGAGCGAGUAAAGGAGGGAUCCUGUCAAAGGCCUGCGACUACAUCCGGGAGCUGCGCCAGACCAACCAGCGCAUGCAGGAGACCUUCAAGGAGGCCGAACGGCUGCAGAUGGAUAAUGAGCUCCUGAGGCAACAGAUUGAGGAGCUGAAGAAUGAGAAUGCCGUGCUUCGAGCCCAGCUGCAGCAGCACAACCUGGAGAUGGUGGGCGAGAGCAACCGGCAGUGACGCCCUUCCCGUCGUGGGGCAGGCCCUCCUCUGCGACUCUGCUGCCCCCUUCCCCAGCCCUUAGCACAGAGAGGGACAGAUGCCCCUCCCCCAGCUGCGUUUUUUUAUAGUAGAUUUUUAACAAAAAUAAUGGGGAGAAGUAAUGCAUUUCUUUGGAUAAACACCCACUGCUCUCCUGGAUGUGGAAAUGAUCUCCCUCCCCCAUCUGUCUGCCCCUUCUCCUGGCCCCCACUAAGCCCCAGCACUUCUAGUGGUCUUGCCUGGAGGCAAAAGGGAGGAGGACAGAGGUCCUGCCAUAUCCCGCUGCCUCUUUUGGCCUCUAGAGGUACUGACAUGGUGCUUAUGGGCAGGAGGGGAGCCUUUGGGGGGCCAUCCCUGGGACCUGGACCUAAGAAGGGAGGCCAUGUCUCACCCCACCUCUUGUUUCUGGAUUCCCGCUCCCCUUUGAGAGAGAGAGAGUGUGUGUGUGUGUGUGUGUGUGUGUGUGUGUGUGUGUGUGUGUGGGUGUGUGUGUGUGUGUUUUAAUUUUCUUUAUGGAAAAAUGGACAAAAAAUAGAGAGAGAGGUAUUUAACUGCAAUAAACUGGCCCCAUGUGGCCCCGCCUUGUC